AUGCUUGAUGAAACUCCAUUGCACAAAGCAUGUGCAAAUGGUCACCUUGACGUGGUGAAUUAUUUAUUAGAAGAAGAAAUUAGUGUCGAUGUGAAAGAUGCGAAGCAGGUCUCCUCAUUGCACGAGGCGAGUACGAAAGGCCACAUUGAAGUGGUGAAGGUUCUGCUGAGCUGGAAAGCUCGUUUUAAUAUGGAAGACAAAUGGCAGGUGACUCCGUUGCACAACGCUGCUGCAAAUGGUCAUAUUGACGUGGUUAUGGUUUUAGUGGGAUACGGUGCCAAUUCAAAUACACGAGACGGAUGGCAGGUAGAUUUAGCCGCCACGAGAAUCUAA
Molecule: messenger RNA, 333 nt
Organism: Enterobius vermicularis (human pinworm)
Lineage: Eukaryota; Metazoa; Nematoda; Chromadorea; Rhabditida; Oxyuridae
Source: the annotation of a GenBank genome assembly